This is a messenger RNA of Lindgomyces ingoldianus, 818 nucleotides long. RefSeq lists its product as uncharacterized. The coding region runs from base 114 to 818 and encodes 234 amino acids. The record is from RefSeq and is a predicted model, not a curated record. Gene Ontology annotation, cellular component: endoplasmic reticulum membrane; mannosyltransferase complex. The transcript is spliced from 3 exons. Gene Ontology annotation, molecular function: mannosyltransferase activity. Lineage: Eukaryota; Fungi; Ascomycota; Dothideomycetes; Pleosporales; Lindgomycetaceae. Gene Ontology annotation, biological process: GPI anchor biosynthetic process.
CUCCCCCAUAUCGCGACGGCCAAUUGCCCAAUGGGACCACCAGAAUCCACGUGAGAAAGAAUGAACUGCUGCUCUAUCAAUUGCCCUUCCGUCGUCCGCCCUGCUCACCAAAGAUGCGUGUCACUCUCUGGCUGCCCUGCAUCGUCACACACGUCUGGACGGUGAAUGCCAACGUCGAGAAGACCAUCUUCCUCGCCCCCGGCCCUGCCGCGCUCCCAAAUGUUCCCCCGGCUCUGGAUGACCUUCGUCUAGACACGCUCGAGCCUGCCUACAGCCCUGUGCUGGAGACGAAGCUUGCUGUCCAGUUCCCCGCUGCCGCUCCCCCCCGCGGUCUGGAGUCCUGGUACCUUCUGCGCGGCCUGGACGAAGGCCGCCGGUACGAAGUCCGUAUCUGCUGGCCUGCUACUCAACCCACAGACUUCUGGCUGGACACAUAUCCAAUCACCCACGUGUUUAAUACCCCAGAACUUCUCUCUUCCCUUGCCACUUACACCCAACAGCGCCAGGAGCUUGGUCUGGAGACCACAGGCGUUCUGAAGGAGCAUCUGCCCUCCCAAUCUCAGUCUGCACUCUUUUUACGAAUCCAGGCAGCGGCCUCGUUCUACUCCUCAAACCGCACUUUGAUGGAACAUCCCCCGGCCGUGGAUGCAGAUAUUAUCCUUGACCCCUACAUCCUGAACAUUUUCCCACGUUCCCUGGGUCCGGUCGCCAUAUAUAUCGGCGUGGUCGCGGUUGCAGCCUGGUUCCUCUCAGGAUAUAUCUACCGCUGUCUCCUCUCCAUCGCUGCAGAACCUUCGCCAAGACCACAUACAGAUUGA